UGAAUACUCAGCGACAGGCAACUGAUUCAGGAGUCGAAGCGACAGGCAACCGAUUCAGGAAUCUCGAACAUUAACAAUCAUGCCUUCCGCGACGAUUUCGCGCCGAGUACUGGGCUAUCUGCUCUUGGCUGUAUUAUCUCAAUAUGGUGACGCGGGGAAAACCAACUACUUGGAGUCCAUUUUAGCGUCUCUGCAACGCCUCGAGUCUAUACUUGACAAGCAAGAGCAAAAUACGAUGAGCUGCCUUGUGCCGGCCCAGAAAUUAUUCCAGCUGUUGUCAGAAUACCAGACAUCUGGUAACGAGAGUAACGAGGCAAAAGCCAAUGGACAAGAUUCCGUAGCUCUUCGAAGGGGAUCGGAAAAUGAGAAUGCUAACCAACAACUCUCAGAGCUAAAAAAGCCGAGGCAUCGAAGGAAAAACAGGCGCAAUGAGAACGCGAAUACUAAUGUCAACGAAAACAUAAAUGCGAACGUUAAUGCCAAUCGCUAUCACAGACGUGCCUUAAGCGAUGCUGAUCCGUAUUCAUCCAGCAAUAACAAUAUGAAUAGUAAUAUGAAUAGCAACGUUAACUUGAAUAGCAAUUUAAACAAAAACAGAGCAGAUCUAUUUGACUUUAGUGACGAAGAUGAUGAAAUUUAAACGCAGGCAAGCUUCCGCUUUCCAAAACAAGAUUGAAAAGCGUAUACUACUGUAUAUAUAAAAAUUGUUGCGUUUGGUUAAAAUUUCUCCAAAACUAUUUAUUGCAAUAAUAAAAUAAUAGAACCAAACUGUUCGUAGAAUAUUCAAUUUUCAGAUUAAAUAAACUAAACUUGCAUUACAAUUAUUUUAUAUAUUACGGAAAAUAAUUGAUUUGCCAGCAGAGCUUCAUUAGCAAAUUGUAAAUGCCAACGAUUAUAUAUAUAUAUAUACGAGCAAUUUAACAGGAAUAAUAGAAUGAUAUUUCUGUGUAAACUAGCUGUGUAAAGGGAAAGUAUGUAUUCGAAAAUUGAUUCAAUACAUUUAAUUUUAGAAUUCAGUUACAAAUAUCUUAUUUUUCAUCUUUGCUUUUACCAGGCAGUAUAAUUUUCUACCUAGAGGUAAAAGAAUGUACAAAAUUCAAAUGCAAUAAAAAACCCAAAAUAAAAUAA
Vollenhovia emeryi is the source of this 1128-nucleotide messenger RNA. RefSeq lists its product as uncharacterized. The record is from RefSeq and is a predicted model, not a curated record. Bases 80 to 640 code for a protein of 186 amino acids. NCBI's taxonomy places the organism in Eukaryota, Metazoa, Arthropoda, Insecta, Hymenoptera, Formicidae. The transcript has 3 exons.